Messenger RNA from Polypterus senegalus (gray bichir), 1163 nucleotides. RefSeq lists its product as uncharacterized. The coding region runs from base 82 to 885 and encodes 267 amino acids. The transcript is spliced from 2 exons. Lineage: Eukaryota; Metazoa; Chordata; Cladistia; Polypteriformes; Polypteridae. The record is from RefSeq and is a predicted model, not a curated record.
CAUAGCUACAGUGAAUGAACACGGGGCCAGGAGUCUGCAGAAGAGCAAGGAGAGAAAGUUUGAGUUUUAUCUAAGGAGCACAUGGAAAACAAAUCUGUGGAUCGAGGAAAUUGUUCUGCGCCCCUUGCUAAAGAUGAACUUGACCGAACCUCAGAAGAAGAGACGAUUGACACCCAGAAUGCAGCUUCAAGAGACUGUGCAGGAGAAGAAGACCAGCCGCCAGCUGACCGUCAUCUUCUGAACAAUUCAGAUUUCUGGCCAUCCAUCAGUUUAGCUGCAGCCCUCCUUCUCAUUUUCUCAGUGGUCACUUAUGUGCUCCUCUUUUCCGAGUCAGGAGUGCACCGUGUCACUUGGAGGCACAUAGUCCACCCUGUUGACAGACAUUUGGACUCCUUACGCCUUCUCUUUCCCAGACAGCAGGAGGUGCUAUGGACAGAGCUGAGGAACAUAAUGAACAGAAGGCCUGCACAGGGAGGCCUGAUCUUGUUGAGCUCAGGAGAUGCCAGAAGUACCAUGCUUCAUUUUUCCAGGUGCCUUGUCUUCCUCAUGUCAGGCCACAACACUUCCCAAGCCCAGAGAACAACUAUGUACGACAUGGACCACCUCAAUGAACACCUUGACCCUUCACUUCUCCCACAUGCCACUCUUGCUGUGUUUAUGGAGUUUAGGAGCAACAUAACUGCUGGAGUCAUCCUGGAGCUGCACCAUCCAGAGACUUUGGUGACCACCACAGGCUUUUAUCCCAAACAGCUGGAACCGUUGGAGAAAAGCAGACUUCUGGAAGUUGGCAUGGACGUCGUCAAGGAGAUUCUGAAAGGCAUACAACUUGACGGGACGGUCGUUCACAUCCCAGGUUCAACAACAGAGGACUGUGCUGCUACUUGAGAAGGAGGAACUUCAUGAUGGCGGCUUAGUCUGUUAGGCCAUCAGUGGAGUGAAAUACCAAGACACAACUUACCAGAGACUAUUUCAUCACUGUGAACAAAGUUACCCAAAUAUAUUUUUAUAAUGCGUUUCAGUUGCCAUUUUCUAAAGUGUUCUUGGACUGUGAAGAUCAUGAUGAUCUUGCCAUUACGAUCUGCAAGAAGCCACUUUGGGUGGAAAUGUGAGGACAUUGAAACCACUGCAGGUAUUUUUGGGGGCAAAUAAAGAGGCAACUUCAA